Molecule: messenger RNA, 1119 nt
Organism: Ixodes scapularis (black-legged tick)
Lineage: Eukaryota; Metazoa; Arthropoda; Arachnida; Ixodida; Ixodidae
Product: SAP domain-containing ribonucleoprotein
Exons: 9
Coding region: 79-969 (296 amino acids)
Biological process (GO): poly(A)+ mRNA export from nucleus
Cellular component (GO): nucleus
Source: RefSeq, a predicted model, not a curated record
UAGCUACCACCCAAUAUAAGGGUACAGCCAAUAUUUAUCCAUUUAUCCAUCUACCCCAGAAAAAAUAAAGUGUUUACAAUGGCGGAUACCGUGGAUUUACUUGGGGCAGAUUCCAUCAAAAACAUGAAGGUUGCGGACCUGAAAAAAGAGCUCAAGGCACGAGGUCUGUCCACUACCGGCAACAAGAGCGAACUUGUGGAACGUUUAGAAGCUGCUGCGGGAGUUCCCAAAGACCUGUUGACAGACGUCCAGCUGGAUGAUGCCUCUCUCGACCCCACCGCGGAGGUGAAUGAAGACGAGGUGCUGUCCGAGGACAGUUUGCUGCUCCAGACUGAAGGCAAGGCCAACAACGGAGAGGCCUUUGGGAGCGACGAAGACCUUCUGGCCACCCCCGUGUCCAAGACCGCUCCCCAGCAGAUCACAGACAAGCUUCCCCUGACCGCGACAGAUCUGUCGGUUUCGGCCAAGGGCCAGGAAAAAGCAGCCGGCCAGCCGGCCAAGCAGGCCUUGUCUCAGGAGCCCAAGACUCCGGACGCUGGCAAGAAGUCGAAAACAAAGGUGACCAUGUCCGGGCAAGCCGGCGCCGAGACGAACGGGACUGGCGGUGCCAUCAAGGCGGCCGGCAAGGCACUUUCCGUGGAAGAGCGGGCCAAGAAGUUCAACAUGCCGCUUUCGGACAGUGCUCGCCUGAAGGUCCGCAUGGAGAGGUUUGGUGCAGUGGCUUCUGACUCCGGUACGGCCAAGAGCGAGGCAAAAGGAACGACGAAGACAUCCCGUACUUCCAUCAGUGCCAACCCUCCCCCCGUCAACCUGGUACAGCUGAAGAAAAGGGCAGAGCGGUUUGGACAGAGUGUUUCUACAGUGGCCAAGGAUUUGGAGGAAAAGGAGCGUCUGCUGAAAAGGAAGCAGAGGUUUGGGAACACCCCAGACACAGAGGGUACCAAGAAAUCCAAGACCAUCGUCAUCUAGACUUUUCCAAGAAGGCCACCAGAAACACUGGAAACAUCUCGCCACAGGAAGUGGAAAAAUGUUGACAACUUUUGUUAUUAUCUAAUCAUUCAUUGCCAUCAGCGUGCGUUUUCUUUUUAGCAGGAGUAAAUAAAUUAUUCAUCUCACUAA